AGUUAAGCGCCUGUCACCGGUGGCGUUGUGUACGGGGAACACAAGCAAAACAGAAACGUCAUCGAGCCCCCGUACAUUCGAUUGGUACACGACAGAAAUGAUUCCAGCAGCAGAGCGCACAGUCAGCUUAUUUUGAUUCGCGUACUGCACCAUCCAUCCAUGUAACACACGUCUAGUUUUCCGUCACUCUUCCAAACGAAAGAUCCAUUCGUGUCCCCAGCUCGCGUUGAGGAUGUACAAUGGCAUACCAAACCAUUCGCCAAGAAUAUCUUCAAAUACCGAUAGUAACACGCGUCUACUCGACGGCAUGCAUCAUCACAACACUAUCCGUGCACCUCGAUAUCGUCACACCCUUUCAGCUGUACUUUAAUCCAAAGCUCAUCUUCGAACACUACCAGCUAUGGCGUAUCUGCACAACGUUUCUGUUCUUCGGUACCUUCGGGUUCAAUUUCCUAUUUAAUAUGAUAUUCACGUUCCGCUAUUGCCGGAUGCUAGAGGAAAACUCGUUUCGUGGGAGAAGUUCCGAUUUUGUUACAAUGUUUCUGUUUGGCGGAACGGUGCUGGUGAUUUGUGCGUUGUUUGUUAACUUACUUUUCUUAGGUCAAGCUUUUACCAUUAUGCUGGUGUACGUCUGGUCCCGGAGGAAUCCGUUCGUUAGGAUGAACUUUUUCGGUGUUUUGAAUUUUCAGGCACCAUACCUACCAUGGGUUUUGCUCGGAUUUUCCGUGCUAAUAGGUAAUACCAUUUGGGUGGAUCUGAUUGGUAUCGUGGUGGGCCACACGUACUACUUCCUCGAGGACGUACUGCCAAAUCAGCCGGGCGGCAUGAAGCUUCUUAAAACGCCACGCAUCCUAAAACUUUUAUUCGACGAAGCGACGGAGGACCCGAACUAUGUCGCGCUACCGGAAGACCAGCCGGGAGGGUUUAACUGGAGGCGAAACAACUAAUCCCACGCCACGACCGCCAGCACCGGCCGGAUAGCGCACACAGUGACACAAGCAAAUCAAUAAAUGUCUAUUUUGCAAGACUGUUUGCUAAAAACCAAA
Messenger RNA from Anopheles stephensi (Asian malaria mosquito), 1046 nucleotides. It is a transcript of the gene Der-2, whose product is annotated as derlin-2. Gene Ontology annotation, molecular function: ubiquitin-specific protease binding; misfolded protein binding. Gene Ontology annotation, cellular component: endoplasmic reticulum membrane; Hrd1p ubiquitin ligase ERAD-L complex. Gene Ontology annotation, biological process: endoplasmic reticulum unfolded protein response. The transcript has 7 exons. NCBI's taxonomy places the organism in Eukaryota, Metazoa, Arthropoda, Insecta, Diptera, Culicidae. Bases 240 to 947 code for a protein of 235 amino acids. The record is from RefSeq and is a predicted model, not a curated record.